AUUGUGCAGUAACAAAGAAUUUCAGCAGUGAGCUGUGAGUUCUGUCCUUGCUGGCUUUCCCAAGUGGAAGGCUACCCUCAUCUUUUACUAAUGGCAGACUAGGACAAGCAUUACCUGGGCCUGCAAGCUUGUUAAGCACUAGGAACCCAACCAAGAACUCACCAUGCCAAUCAAACCUGUUGGAGGGAUAUGUGGGCAGGUGUUGAAGAACUUUUCUGGAAGAAUUGAGGGGAUCCAGAAAGCAAUCAUGGACUUUGUAGAUGAGUUUAAAGAUGAAUUUCCCACCAUCCUAAGAUUAUCACAGUCUAAUCAGAAAAGAGAACCUGCGCAGAGAACAUCCAAAAUCAGGAUGGCUAUUGCUUUAGCUAAGAUUAAUCGAGCAACAUUAAUUCGCGGAUUAAACAGCAUAUCCAGAUCCUCCAAAUCCAUGGCCAAACUUCUGCAUCCUCAGCUUGCAUGCAGACUUUUAGAGCUAAGGGACAUAUCUGGUCGUCUGCUGAGGGAAGUUAAUGCGCCGAGGCAACCCCUAUAUAACAUGCAGGUCAGAAAGGGUUCUUUGUUUGAAAUCAUCUCCUUUCCAGCAAAGACUGCUUUAACUAGCAUAAUAUAUGCUUCAUAUGCAGCACUAAUUUAUUUGGCAGUCUGUGUUAAUGCUGUGCUGGAGAAGGUAAAGAACAUCUUCCAGGAAGAAGAAUCCGUAAGGCAAAACAGAGAAGAGAGUGAAAAUUGUAGAAAAGCCUUUUCUGAGCCUGUGCUUUCAGAGCCUAUGUUUGCUGAAGGUGAAAUCAAAGCAAAACCCUAUAGGUCAUUGCCAGAGACGGCAGACAUUUCAGAUUACCCCAAGCUUCUUGCUAAUAAGCAGAGUAAUAACAUCCAAGUUUUACAUUCUGUGUUUGACCAAUCAGCUGAAAUGAAUGAGCAAAUCUGAAUACAGAUAUCACUGAACAGAACUUGAGUUAUCUAUUUAAUGGCACAGUUCAUCUGACAAAACUCAGAGUCUAGUUUACAUAUUCUCUGCUUUCUUAAAAUUCUUAAGAAUUGCUCUGCUUUCUUAAAAAAAAAAGAGAAGGGGGCUACUAUUAAAAUGUCAUUUUCUAGUAUUUACAUGAUAGAGUAAAUAAAAUGAAUAUUGAUGUGGAA
Messenger RNA from Symphalangus syndactylus (siamang), 1140 nucleotides. RefSeq names its product spermatogenesis associated 9 (gene SPATA9). The record is from RefSeq and is a predicted model, not a curated record. Lineage: Eukaryota; Metazoa; Chordata; Mammalia; Primates; Hylobatidae.